This is a messenger RNA of Physeter macrocephalus (sperm whale), 1687 nucleotides long. RefSeq names its product Src like adaptor 2 (gene SLA2). The record is from RefSeq and is a predicted model, not a curated record. Gene Ontology annotation, molecular function: phosphotyrosine residue binding; epidermal growth factor receptor binding. Gene Ontology annotation, cellular component: cytoplasm; plasma membrane; nucleoplasm. The annotation marks the transcript as partial. Gene Ontology annotation, biological process: regulation of MAPK cascade; signal transduction. The transcript has 6 exons. Lineage: Eukaryota; Metazoa; Chordata; Mammalia; Artiodactyla; Physeteridae.
UCUCUGUCCCUCCAUCCAGAGAGGAGCAAGGCCAAAGCUGUGGCCUUGGGCAGUUUCCCGGUAGGCGAGCAGGCAGAGCUGUCUCUGAGACUGGGGGAGCCAUUGACCAUCGUCUCUGAGGAUGGAGACUGGUGGACGGUGCUGUCGGACAUAUCAGGCAGAGAGUACAUCUUCCCCAGCAACCAAGUGGCCAAAAUCUCCCAUGGGUGGUUGUAUGAGGGCCUGAGCCGGGAGAAAGCUGAGGAACUUCUGCUGCUGCCUGGAAACCCAGGAGGGGCCUUCCUCAUCCGGGAGAGCCAGACCAGGAGAGGCUGUUACUCCCUGUCGGUCCGCCUCAGCCGCCCUGCGUCCUGGGACCGGAUCAGACACUACAGGAUCCAACGCCUUGACAAUGGCUGGCUGUACAUCUCACCACGCCUCACCUUCCCCUCACUCCAGGCCCUGGUGGACCAUUACUCUGAGCUGGCGGAUGACAUCUGCUGCCUACUCAAGGAGCCCUGUGCCCUGCGGAGGGCCGGCCCCCUCCCUGGCAAGUCCAUACCUCUACCUGUGACUGUGCAGAGGACACCACUCAAUUGGAAAGAGCUGGACAGCUCUCUCCUGUUCUCCGAAGCAUCUGCCACAGGGGAGGAGUCCCCCCUCAGUGAGGGACUCCGGGAGGCCCUUAGCUCCUACAUCAGCCUGACUGAUGACAUCUCCUUGGACGAUGCCAAGGCCCAAAGCAGAGGCCGAAAGGGGAACCAAGGCUGCAGCACCUAGAACCCCAACUCAGCUCAGCCUGACUGAGCACCCCAGAGGCAAAGGCUGUGCAGAGUGAGGGGAGGGCUGGGACACAGCGGCACAGCCAGAGUCCCACCCCUAUCCUCUGUUCCUUCCUCUCUCAGCCCUAGGAAGUCACCUAACCUCCUCCCAGUGCCAUGACCCGACCUACAGCCUCUAGUUCAGGUAAAGACGAGUUGAGAACAGGGCCAGGACUCCAGACAGACUAGAUGUCCUCGGCGUGACCAGCCAGCUCCAGAGUCUGGGCGUCCCAGUACCACGCCCCUCCCUCUGCCUGCUGAGUCUCAUUCUACCCACCCCACAACCACUCCCACAAAGCAGAGAACGCCCACUAGCAUCAGGAGAAAAAAAUAAUCAUUUAAGGAAAACCGACCAGUCUCACUCAGAAUGCCACCACACCUCAGAAGGUAGAACUACGGCCUAGAAGGGACAGCAAGGACGAGGGGAUGGGUGGCUUAAACGGCAGCAGAACCUGGGCUCUCCAGCUUCCACCGGACCGCCACGGCAAACAGCAGGACCUCCGACAGUCCAGGUCCUCCAUGUCCCCAUUAAGCCCCUUCUCUGGACAGUCCUAGCUCUCAGAUCUUGCAUUUUGUGGCUCAUCAUUUGAACCUGGCUGAGCUUUCUCGGCUACAACAGCCUUGCCGUCUUGUAGCCAAAUGCAAAGGACACCAUCCGAGCGUAGCACACCACAGUGAGCUCAGCACACCACAGUGAGCUUAGGCGUGUCCCUCAGUGCUGAGCGGGAGCAUCAAGGCAUCGGAAGGUGGUAAGCCCUCCCUCCACAGAGUCAAGGCCACAGCCCACACCAACUCCAGCCCUUGAUUUCCCUGCUGCACAUUAAGGGAAAGAAGCCUGGAUAGAGCUGUUAAGGGAGCAGGGAGAGGAGGAAAAGGGAAGGGGGAAG